Molecule: messenger RNA, 1753 nt
Organism: Tupaia belangeri chinensis (Chinese tree shrew)
Lineage: Eukaryota; Metazoa; Chordata; Mammalia; Scandentia; Tupaiidae
Product: histone-lysine N-methyltransferase KMT5B-like
Cellular component (GO): nucleus
Molecular function (GO): histone H4K20 methyltransferase activity; protein binding
Source: RefSeq, a predicted model, not a curated record
GCGAGGCUCCGAGGCUAUGAGGUGAGGACGCCUGGGGACUGGAGGCGGCACUGCGCGGCGCGACGCCCAGGGACGCGGAGCCCCAAAGCCGGUGGAUGACUUUCGGAUCCCGCAGCGCGCGCAAGGUGGAGGAGAGAACAUUGAAAUUAUUCUCUAAGCUAUUUGAAGAGAGUGACUAAAUGCACCUGAGUCAGGCUGUCCGUGGGUAUGAAGUGGUUGGGAGAAUCCAAGAACAUGGUGGUGAAUGGCAGGAGAAAUGGAGGCAAGUUGUCUAAUGACCAUCAGCAGAAUCAAACCAAAUUACAGCACACGGGGACGGACACCCUGAAGGCUGGCAAAAACGCAGUCGAGAGGAGGUCAAGCAGAUGUAAUGGUAAUUCAGGAUUUGAAGGACAGAGUCGUUAUGUGCCAUCUUCUGGAAUGUCUGCCAAGGAACUCUGUGAAAAUGACGACCUUGCAACCAGUUUGGUUCUUGAUCCCUAUUUAGGUUUUCAAACACACAAAAUGAAUACUAGUGCUUUUCCUUCGAGGAGCUCAAGACAUUUUUCAAAGUCUGACAGUUUUUCUCACAACAACCCUGUGAGAUUUCGGCCUGUUAAAGGAAGGCAAGAAGAACUAAAGGAAGUAACUGAACGUUUUAAGAAAGAUGAGCACUUGGAGAAGGCCUUCAAAUGUUUGACUUCAGGUGAAUGGGCAAGGCACUAUUUUCUCAACAAGAACAAAAUGCAGGAGAAAUUAUUCAAAGAACAUGUAUUUAUUUACUUGCGAAUGUUUGCAACUGACAGUGGAUUUGAAAUUUUGCCUUGUAAUAGAUACUCGUCAGAACAAAAUGGAGCCAAAAUAGUUGCAACGAAAGAGUGGAAACGAAAUGACAAAAUAGAAUUACUGGUGGGUUGUAUUGCCGAACUUUCAGAAAUUGAGGAGAACAUGCUACUUAGACAUGGAGAGAGCGACUUCAGUGUCAUGUAUUCCACAAGGAAAAACUGUGCUCAACUUUGGCUUGGUCCUGCUGCCUUUAUAAACCAUGAUUGCAGACCUAACUGUAAGUUUGUGUCAACUGGUCGAGAUACCGCAUGCGUGAAAGCUCUAAGAGACAUUGAACCUGGAGAAGAAAUUUCUUGUUAUUAUGGAGAUGGUUUUUUUGGAGAAAACAAUGAGUUCUGCGAGUGUUACACUUGUGAAAGACGGGGAACUGGUGCUUUUAAAUCCAGAGUGGGACUGCCUGAGCCUGCUCCUGUUAUCAAUAGCAAAUAUGGACUCAGAGAAACAGAUAAACGCUUAAAUAGGCUUAAAAAGUUAGGUGACAGCAGCAAAAAUUCAGACAGUCAAUCUGUCAGCUCUAACACUGAUGCAGAUACCACUCAGGAAAAAAACAAUGCAAGUAAGUAAGGGAGAUUUAAUAAGCAUAUCAUUGUUAAAGAAAUAUUACACCGUUUGCUUUCUAAAACGUGCUUAAAUGAUUAUGAACGUUUAAAUAUUAAGAGAAACUGGUACUCAUGAGCUUCAGCACUACUGCUAGGUUCUAGUGUAAAGACACACUCUGUAUCCUACCUACAAAUGUAAUACCACCCUCCAGACUUUUCCUCAAAUGCUUGAUAACUAGAUACUCAGUUCUUUAUCAUAUGUUCCAGGAUCAUCAUAAAUUUAAGGAAAAUAUGUUCAAGGUGUUAGUAACACUAUAUUAAUGUUGUUAGACCCAACAAGAAGACAAAGGACUGGGUACAAUUAUAUAGGCUCAUAAAUGCUCUAUUGU